Rana temporaria (common frog) is the source of this 2713-nucleotide messenger RNA. Its product is annotated as vomeronasal type-2 receptor 26-like. NCBI's taxonomy places the organism in Eukaryota, Metazoa, Chordata, Amphibia, Anura, Ranidae. Gene Ontology annotation, cellular component: membrane. Gene Ontology annotation, biological process: G protein-coupled receptor signaling pathway. Gene Ontology annotation, molecular function: G protein-coupled receptor activity. The record is from RefSeq and is a predicted model, not a curated record. The transcript is spliced from 6 exons. Bases 1 to 2598 code for a protein of 865 amino acids.
AUGAUUCCUGCGCUCCCAUGUCUCCUAGAAAUGGUUUCGUUCAUCAUUGGUGGGAUCUCCAGCAGAUUAAAGAUGAAAGAUCCUUCACCGGCUUGUAGACUGCAGCUAAGGAAGACCUACGAGGAGUACGAAUACUUCAAGGAUGGAGACAUCAUAAUUGGAGGCCUUUUCACCGUCAAUUACCACAUGGUCCCAAUAGAAAGUCACAUGUUUCAGACACACAUAGCGUGCUUUAACCCACUGCCUAAUAACUACAAAAAUCUGCUGACCUUUUUCUACGGCAUCCGGGAUGAAAACUCACGGGUGUUACAGAACGUUUCUCUGGGGUAUCACAUCUUCGAUUCAUGCGCAGAUGAAAACAAGGCCAUUAAAAGUAUCCUCCAGAUUUUAUCUGGUCCGGGGAAAACUGUUCCUAAUUAUUCUUGUGCAAAACGUGACAAGAUCAUCGGUUUCAUCGGGGAUCACUAUUCUAAAACCACCCUUCCUAUGGCACAGUUGUUGGGUGUGUACAGGUACUCUCAGAUCAGUUACGGUGCUACAAGCCAUGAACUAAGCAACAAGAAGUUGUAUCCCAAAUUCUUUCGAACGGUCCAAAAUCACCGCGCCGCUUCCACUAUCUUGUGUAAGCUGAUUAAAUUCUUUGGCUGGACCUGGGUUGGGAUUCUCGCUUCGGAUGAUGAUGGUGGAGAGAAGGAAGUUCAGGAAUUGACGAAUAUUAUGGUCGGCGAAGGCAUCUGUGCCGCUUUCAUUAUAAAGAUUAAAGAGGGUUCACUUGAAAAUAUUCACAAAUUUCAAAGGAGCCUUCAGGUUAUCCAGAAGUCAACGGCCCAAAUUCUGGUGAUUUGUGGCUCCAAUUCCUUUUUUAUGGGUUUCAGUUUUGCCUAUUUAGAGAAGCAAUUAAGUGACAGAACUUUGAUCCUUUACCCGUCAUGGGCAGUCCAAGAAUUCCUCCUAAAUAGUUUCCCAAAGACAUUUAAUGGGAGUUUGACGCUUAAUAGUUUACCAAGAAAUUUCUCACAGUCAGCGGAAUUUUUUAACAACAUUCGGCGUGUGAAAUACCCAAAGGACUUAUUGCUUGAAAAUAUCUGGAUGAUGUUUAAGGGUUGUGUGACGAAUAACCCAAAGAAAAAUCUGCAUUUUAGAGAUUUUUUCAAUCUAUCAUUCCAAAACUGCACUGGAGAGGAACCAGUAACAUUAAUUCCCGGGUUAAACCAAAACAAGUUUUCUACUCAAGUUUAUAUUUCAGUCAAUACUAUGAUUAUUGCAAUCAAUGCUCUACUGCAAUUGGGUGAACCUACCAGUGGAAAGGAUGUCCCAAUUUAUACAAUUAAACAGCAACUGCACUAUGUUUUGAAAAAGCUUACCUACACAAAGGAAUCCAGGACUCACCCAUAUUAUGAUGAAAACAAUGAAUUUAUUACCAAAUAUUAUAUCAACAACUGGAUUGUGUUUAACAAUAUUAGCAGAAUUAGGAAGGUUGGCUGCUUUGAUCCCUGGAUGGUGGAGGGAAGUGGGCAGUUUUCUGUUGAUGUGACACGGGUCGUUUGGAAGAAUAGUAUAAGAGAGAUUCCAAAAUCUCAGUGCUCAGAAACAUGUUUGCCGGGGAGCCGAAUUAUUGCACAAGCUGGAAUCCACCAUCGAUGCUGCUAUAACUGCGUGUCAUGUUCUGAGGAUAGUGAAAACUGUAUUAGAUGUCCGGAUUACGAGUGGCCCAAUGAGAAGAAGGAUCUGUGCGUCCCGAGACUGGAAGACUUUCUUUCCUUCAGGAUGGAGGUCAUCACCAUUGUUGCCAUAUUGGUCUCUGUUCUGUUUUACAUAAAAACGGUUCUGAUAAUCGCAGUUUUUAUUCUUUUUCGGGACACACCAGUUGUGAAAGCCAAUAACAAGAGCCUCAGCUUCGUCCUCCUGGUCUCCAUCAUGUUGGGUUUCCUCUGUGUGUUCCUCUUCCUGGGUCGCCCUUUGGAUAUUACCUGCCAACUACGCCAAAUUACCUUCGCAGUCCUUUUCUCAGUAGCCGAAUCCUCUAUACUGGCCAAGACUCUUGUGGUUUGCAUCGCUUUUAAAGCCACCAAACCUGGAAGUAGAUGGCAAAAAUGGAUCGGGGGCAGAGUGCCCGGUUAUGUUGUCAUCACUUGUUCUUCUGUCCAGAUGGUGAUUUGUCUUCUUUGGUCAUCACUCUCCCCACCGUACCAAGAGCUGGACACACAUUCCUAUCAUGGGAGGAUUAUCGUCCAAUGUAAUGAAGGGUCAGUUGUCGGGUUCUACUCUGUCCUGGGGUAUAUGGGGAUCCUGGCUGCUGUCAGUUUUAUUAUUGCUUUUUUUGCCAGGACAUUACCGGACAGUUUUAAUGAAGCCAAAUACAUCACCUUCAGCAUGCUGGUGUUCUGCAGUGUCUGGAUUGCCAUGAUCCCGGCCUAUCUGGGCACCAAAGGGAAAAACACGGUGGCUGUGGAGAUAUUCGCCAUACUGGUGUCAAAUGCUGGACUUCUAGGCUGCAUAUUCUUUCCUAAAUGUUAUAUUAUUGUAUGCAAACCAAAACUGAACACAAAAAUGUGCUUGCUUGACAACAGAAAAAUAGUAGUUGGGUAUAUCGAAUAGGUUCCUAUCAUGGUUCAUACUUUGUUCCUGCCACCUCUCCUCAUCCACCAUCCCUCUCUUCCAAUAACUUCACUUGGAUCCAGCCAACCCUCAGAAUAAAAUGUAGUGCUGCAGA